Messenger RNA from Lytechinus pictus (painted urchin), 3328 nucleotides. RefSeq lists its product as uncharacterized. The coding region runs from base 1288 to 3309 and encodes 673 amino acids. The record is from RefSeq and is a predicted model, not a curated record. Lineage: Eukaryota; Metazoa; Echinodermata; Echinoidea; Temnopleuroida; Toxopneustidae. Gene Ontology annotation, biological process: receptor guanylyl cyclase signaling pathway; intracellular signal transduction; cGMP biosynthetic process. Gene Ontology annotation, cellular component: plasma membrane. Gene Ontology annotation, molecular function: guanylate cyclase activity; adenylate cyclase activity; peptide receptor activity. The transcript has 13 exons.
GAUUAUUUUGAAGCAGUCGUUUCGUCAGGCGUCUUUGGAAAGGGUGGGGCCGGUGGCGACAUUUCACCUUACACUGAGAUAGUUCGUGUUCUGCGACCAGGUGGCUUCUUCGUAAAUUUCAUAAGGGAAAGUAACUGGGAAUAUCGGCGCAAAGACGAACUCAACCAAAGAGAGGUCUACGACAAGCUGUGUGCAGACGGUGUUCUGAGCAUGCGCUCACGGGACAAAUGCGACUACUACAAGACGUCAACACCAUUACCUGGAAUGGUAUUAGUCGUGGAGAAAAUUUGAAAUUUCAGAUGUUAGAUAGGCCAUUAUAACAAUAACUUUGAUGAUUCAAUCAACACAAUGUCGUAUUAUACAGUUCAUCCCCCAAAAAUGGAAACCGAGCUUUCUUGGUAUUUCAUAAAAAAAGAUGAAUUCCUUCACAUUAUCAUAAUUUGUUUUCAUUGAUUUAAUUUAUUGAUUUCUGCAACUUUUUCAUUAAAAAAUAAACAAGAAUAUGUAACCGAAUUGUUUGAUUUGUAUAUAGAGAUAUUUGAAAAAGCGUUUCUAAUUACAAGCAAAACAUUGACCAAAGACCGAUCAAAAUUAUAACGUUUUUUAUAACAUCAAAUCAAUCGCUUUGGGUCGGUUUCUUGGUGUGACUAUGGCAUUAUCUGACAGUGAAGAAAACAUACAUAGCAACAACAGGGCCCCGUCUUACAAAGAGUUACGAUUGAUCCGAUCAAUCGCAACUAUGGAAAGCCAGCAACAUCAACAUCUAAAAGACAUGUUUGUUCAAAAUAAAUUUCUAGAAAUGACGCAUAUUCAUACAUUUUCUGUUUACUUGAAAAUGCAGUGUGUUUCUCUAUGUUUUCAAAGGACAUUGGGCAAAUUUCCUAAAGUAAAAAUAUGCCUGGAUUUCCAUACACUUGAGAUUGAUUGGAUCAAUCGUAAUUCUUUGUAAGACGGGCCCUGAUAUAUAAAGAAGCUCCUUCUUACAAAAUAGCAACCAAUCAGGAAUCGAUGUGCCUUCUAGAAAUCUUGAAGGUUUUCAGAAGAAAGAAGAUAAAUUAAUAAUGAGUUAUUUUGUAGAACAUCCUUUUUUUCCCGCCGCCAUAUUGUUUAACUCUUGACGGUGCCACCACGAUACUUGGAAUUGCAUUGUUUUUUUAUCCUUUUUGAUACCUUCCGAAGCUAGGAGUUAAUCGCAAAAUUGCAUAAUAUAAGAUGCUCGUGUUGUCUUUUAUGCUAAUUAUUUGAUGCUGAAGUUUUUCGGAGAGAAUAUUCGCAGUACAACGGAAAAUGGAGGAUCCAGAAGCCAGGAGGUUGGCGGGAGAGAGGGUGAUGAGUAUCGCAUCAAGUCUUGGAUCCAUGAGUCAGGUGGAAACCUCGGUGCGCGAGGCUAUACAAGACUCCAACAAGAUGCUAUGCUCAGCCACCCCCUUGACACCAAACGGCAAGAGACGUCAGAUGAUUAAGAUGUUGACCCUGACCCUGAUGCCUAUCAUUGUCCUGACAGCCUUGGCCAUCUCCGAUCUUAUCGCUACUUUGAAGAAGAGCGUGGACGCCAGUGAGAUCCGAAGGAACGUUCGCUUCAGUCGACAGGUUGGCACCCUCGUUCACAGUCUGCAAAUGGAGAGGGAUAUGACCGCUCUCUACAUCAGCUCUUUGAUGCAACAGAAGACAGCAGCGACCGGACCAGAACGAAAGAUCUUCCUUAUCAAUACCUACCCGCUAACUGACGAAGUCUUGGAGAGUUUGGACGAUUGGCCAGUCAAAGGAACCAUGGCCUACCAACAGUUCCAGAACAAAGAAGCCCUGAUGUCCUACCUCUUCGAAUACCGCCUGACCCUCGACAUCCACAACACCACAAUCUACGAAGUCAUCCACUUCUACACCGACGCAAUCCAGCUCUUCAUUGAUUGGCUCUACGAGAGCGUCGGGAAGUCCGGCGGUCAGGGUCUGUGGGAGACACUGGUGGCCUAUCAACUCUUGAUCGUGGGGAUGGAACAGACUGGUAUUGAGCGAACGUUGGGGGCGGUGUUCUACACGCAGGGUGGUUUCAAUCGGUUGACGGAUUAUCGCUGGUACAUGGAGAAGAUGCAGGUCGGUCAGUCGAAUAUUUGGGCAUCGCAGAAGUACUCUCAGCUCGUCCGAAUGAUACUCGAAGACUCGAUCGAGAACUCCGACCACGACUUCCACUUCCAGAACACGAUAACGGAGAUGCGAGCAAUUAUAUCCUACAACAACGCGACCAGAGAACCAUCAUGGCAAGAGGGACAAUGGUGGUUCGACAACAUGACCAUCUACAUUGAUAUCCUCAGGGAUAUCCAGAAGAACAUGGCAGAGGUAAUACUAAAUGAACUAAACUCGGCGGUGACCACCGACAACGCUGAUCUCGCCGUCAGCAUCAGUAUCAUGGUCCUGGUCGUUUUCCUCUGCGUCAUCAUCAUCAAGGCGGUUGAAUCACUCACCUCCAACAUGCAGAACUACGUUCUUACGCUGGCUGACCAAACCAAAGCGCUUCACAAAGAGCGGAAGCGGACGGAUACGUUGCUUUAUCAGAUGUUGCCUAUUUCGGUUGCCGAGAAUCUGAAGCGCAACCAGGUCGUCCACGCCGAAAACUUCGCAGCGGCCACGAUUCUGUUUUCGGAUAUAGUCGGGUUCACUCGGAUUUGCUCGGAAAGUUCUCCACUGCAGGUGGUGGAUAUGUUGAACAACGUUUACACAAACUUCGAUAGCAGGAUAGAUACCUACAAUGUGUACAAAGUCGAGACGAUCGGAGAUGCAUAUAUGGUGGUAUCAGGUGUUCCACAGCGUAACGGGAACAAACACGCGAGUGAGAUAGCUUUGAUGGCCCUGGACCUCCUGAACUGUAUCAAAGGUCUUGUGAUCCCACAUCGUCCUGGUACCAAGAUGACUCUAAGGAUUGGAAUACAUACUGGGCCAGUGGUAGCCGGUAUCGUCGGAUCCAAAAUGCCAAGGUACUGUCUUUUUGGUGAGACCGUCAAUAUCGCAUCAAAGAUGGAGUCGAAUGGAUUACCAAAUCGGAUUCAGAUUAGUGAUGAUUGUCAUCGUAUUCUGAAGAUCACGGGCGGAUACACUAUGGUUCGCCGAGGCGAGGUUCUUCUGACGGAUAAAGGAACGAUGACGACCUAUUGGUUGACAGGUCGAGUCGCGAUCGCGGGGGCCAUCGGAUCUUCUAGCUCCAGCGAAGAGAAUGUCCAGGACGACCCGCCCGAUGGUGACGCCAACAGUGACUGUGAUUUGACGCUGAACGUCCCCGAAGACCCUCCACCGCCCAUAGGCAUCAUUGACUACUAAGGGCGAUAUCGUUCAGGAC